UUCUUCGAAUGGAUUAAAGCGACUAUGCAUUAGAUCGGGUUAAAUGGCUAGCCGUAUCAAAUGCACGUGGCAGGAAGGACACCUUGAUUGCUUAAUUGUUUUCUACUUUUUUCAGGGAGGAAGCUGCAAUAUAAAUCAAAAUACAAGAGCAAGAUCGAAUGUUUCAGUUAAAAAGGCCACUCUUUUCUCCUAAUGGUUGAAGGGGGAGGGUGGUUUCCAUUCCGUUGUCUGGGACAUCGGAGCCUGAGCUCUUUAGGACUCGAAGCUUAAAAAAUGGCGACGCUAGUUGUUUCUGAUGAUAUAUUAAGGGUUUUUGAAUCUGGGUCUCCCUUGGUUUCCACAAUGGUUUAAGCUUCUCCAUUUUUUACAGGAUUGAAGACAUCUUUCUUCGCUAUUUUGACCAGUCCAAUGUACUAGAAGGGCGACCAGUUGAACAGGAGGGGUAUUUGUACCAAAAUCUCAAGCGCUUGAAAUAUGAAAGAGAAAUGCUGGAAAAGAUUGCAAAGAUAGAGGCGCUUCAGGAGAAACUCCAUGAAAUCAGCCAGAAACUACAAGAGAGACAAGAAAAGAUGAGGUCUUACAAUCCAGAUGUGGUGAAUAUCAACUCAGUUCAUGAUACCAAUGAGCACCGACAAUUUCUUAAUGAUGCAAUUCGAAAUAUGGAAAAGCUAAAAAUGGAGAUUUUACAUGAACCUUUAGACCUUCAGAUGUCUGGGUGUUUUCAGGUGCCUCCUGCUGCUACCAGGGAUGCUCAUUUGACUGCUGACGAGCUUGUGGAUGCCAAUGGAAACUGGAAUCCACCGCAGGAUGACCAUCAACCUAAAGAGGCACACUUGCCUGUUGGUCCACACCUGAGCCUCGAGUACCUUAGAACUCAAAAGCACUGGAACCUUCAAAGUCGUGGGCAGGGCAAUGUCUGAGAUUAGACACCAAGUGAGGAGAGUUUUAUUGUUAGGGUCCUUCAUCCAAGUUUUAUUAUGGCUUAUAUUAAUAAGAUCAUCAGCUUCUGUAGUUUACCAUGAUAUGGGUUUUAGCAGAAGCUGUCGCAUGCGUGUUUUCCUUAAGAACUUCGGAUUCUACUCUUGUUUGAAGUUUGGAACUUGAAUAAUGUUGGAUGUUGCAAUUUACAUGGAUUUGUUGUUUCUUUAUGCAUGAGUUUGAGCUUUGUGAUAA
Molecule: messenger RNA, 1173 nt
Organism: Populus euphratica (Euphrates poplar)
Lineage: Eukaryota; Viridiplantae; Streptophyta; Magnoliopsida; Malpighiales; Salicaceae
Exons: 10
Coding region: 486-920 (144 amino acids)
Source: RefSeq, a predicted model, not a curated record